AUGACGUACGGGAGUGGCCGCACGCGGCAAACUGGAGGUUUCGAUAUUGACGGUGACGAGGUCCACUAUCCAACUCGACCGGUGGACAAGGACAAGGCGGAAUCGGAGCUCGCAAUCAACAUCAAGAAAGCCACGAAUCCAGACGAGACUGCCCCGAAGCAGAAACACGUUCGCAAAUGCAUCGUAUAUACAUGGGACUAUCAUUCGUCGAUAUCCUUCUGGAGUGGCUUGCGCGUGCAACCUAUCCUAUCCGAUGAAGUUCAGACCUUCAAGGCGCUCAUCACUGUUCACAAGGUCCUGCAAGAAGGCCAUCCCAUCACGAUCAAAGAAGCUCACGGACAAACAGGAUGGCUCGAAACAUGCGCUCGGACGGUUGGGCAUGAAACCCCGCGGGGGUAUGGACCUCUCAUCCGCAGCUACGUGCAAUUCAUCCUUGCCAAACUCCGCUUCCAUCGGCUACGGCCCGAGUUCAAUGGUCUCUUUGAAUAUGAAGAGUAUAUAAGCCUGAAAGGGAUAGACGAUCCUAAUGAAGGCUAUGAGACUAUCUCAGAUCUGAUGGGGCUUCAAGACCAAAUUGACUCCUUCCAGCGCCUCAUUUUUGCUCAUUUCAAAGGCUCUGCAAACAACGAAUGCCGCAUUUCGGCCCUUGUUCCGUUGGUGAAGGAGAGCUGGGGCAUCUAUCGCUUCAUCACGAGCAUGCUCAGGGCCAUGCAUCGUAAGACCAACGACCCAGAUGCUCUGGUUCCCUUGGUUCAGCGGUACAACUCUCAACACCACGCUUUGCGCAAGUUUUACUAUGAAUGCUCAAAUCUGAAGUAUCUUACCGGCCUUAUCAACGUGCCUAAACUCGGUCAGGAUCCUCCUAAUCUUACGGACAAAGGCGAGGCGCCUCCCAUGCCUGCCCGCCCCACCACCGCACCUGCACCGUCUCCUCCUCCGGUGCCUUCUGCUGAUGCCGCCAUGGUCAGUGAACAGGCACGCAUGCUCAAGGAGUAUGAGGAACAGCAGAAGGCACUCCAGGCUGCUCGUGAAGCUGAAGAACGGCGCAGACUCGAGCUCGAGGCUCAGCAACAGCGGGAGUUCGAGGAACGUCAAAGACAGCAAGCCGAGCAGCAAAGACUUGCACAAGAACAGCUUUUGCAACAGCAAAUGAUGCAGUAUAAUAACCAGGCUGCAGCACAAGUCCACGAGCUUGAACGUCAGCUCCUCGCUAUUCGAGGCGAAUACGAGCGCAAUCAACUCAUGCUCGAGCAAUAUGAUCGAAGAGUGAAAGCGCUCGAGGGAGAGCUUAGCACCGUUGGCAUGAACAUCGGGCAACAGCUGGCUUCGAAGGAUGAUUUGAUCAAGCAACUUCAAGAUCAAGUUACGCUUUGGCGGAACAAAUACGAGGCACUGGCCAAACUGUACAGCCAGCUGCGCACGGAGCACCUGGACAUGCUGGCGAAGUUCAAGCAAUUCCAGCUUAAGGCUAACUCUGCUCAAGAGGCUAUCGACAAGAUGGAGCGUAUGGAGCGGGAUCUCAAGGCCAAGAACAUCGAGCUAGCGGACAUGAUUCGCGAGCGCGACCGGGCCAGGUUUGACCUUGAUAGACAGAAGGCAUCCCACAAGGAUGAGCUAGAUCGUCUUCGUCGCGAACUGAACUUCGCCAACGAACGAGCGGAAGAUGCUUCUCGAUCGAAGAGCUCCGAAGUUUCGACUGUCAUGUCGAAAUACAAUCGGCAGCUCACGGAGCUUGAAGAUUCCUUACGGGCCAAACAACUUCAAAUCGACGAUUUACUCGCGAAGAUUGACGCGCAAGCUGCCGACAUGGAGCGCCUCCGUGAGGAGAAGGACCAGGAGAUCGCAAUCUUGAAUGAGGGGAUGGACAGCACGAUUGCUCAGCUGUCGGAGGCUCAACAGCAUCAAAACAUCGCCGAGGAAGCAACCAACGCGCAAAUUGACACUCUGAUUCUUGAUAACCGGAAGAAGCUCAACCAGAUCAUCGACUCGAUCUUGCAAGCUUGCGUGCAGAAGGUUGACAAUGCCCUGUAUGAAUUGGAGUCGCCUACACAAGCGGGCAAUCUCAAUUCCACGCCUGAAUAUACCCUUUCGAUGAUUGAAAAGGCGAAUGGAAUGGCGACGGACUUUGCGAUGGUCUUCAACCUCUACCUUGGUGGCGAAACCGGCGGAGACCACGUCGAAGUCAUCAAAGGAGCCAACGAGCUCGCACAAUCACUGUCUGACGUUCUGAUCAGCACCAAAGGCAUCACUCGGCUAGCCCCCGAUGACGACGCUUCGGAUAAAAUCAUCAACCAGGCCAGGACAGCUGGAGAGUCGGGGUUGCGAGUUUUCCUGAAUCUGCAAUCGUACAAAUUGGAUCUCAUGCAACCUGCGGCAAGGAAGGAGGUUGCGAUGCGCAGCAAUGGAGAAGUUCGAGCGGCCCUCACCAAGCUAUCGGAGAUCAUCGACGGGCUCGUCCCCAAGGGCAACAAGGGCGGCGCACUGGCGAAAGCCAACGGCGAUCUUGGCGAUCUCGUAGAGCAGGAGAUGAUGGGCGCCGCGCAAGCCAUCGAAGCUGCCACGGCCCGCCUGCAGGAGCUCAUAUCUCGUCCCCGCGAUUCAUCUCGGUUCAGCGCCAUCGAUAUCAAGGUCCACGACUCGAUUCUCGCUGCCACAAUGGCAAUCGCUAAUGCAAUUGCACGUCUGAUCCAAGCUGCGACAGAAUCUCAACAAGAGAUCGUCGCCCAAGGAAAGGGUUCCAGCACGACGGCGCAGUUUUACAAGCGCAACAACCGGUGGACCGAGGGCCUCAUCUCUGCGGCUCGCGCCGUUGCAUUUGCCACGAAUUUGCUCAUUGAGAGCGCCGACGGCGUCUUGUCAGGUACCCAUUCGUUGGAGCAACUUAUCGUGGCGUCCAACGAGGUUGCUGCUGCCACCGCACAGCUCGUGGCGGCGUCGCGCGUGAAAGCGAGCUUGAUGUCGAAGACUCAGGAACGGCUCGAGUUGGCUGCAAAAGCAGUCACUGAAGCGGUGAAGGCUCUCGUCCGACAGGUCAAGGCGGUAUCCGCGAGGCAAGCCGAAGAAGAGGAUGUCGACUACAAGAAUAUGGCAGUGCUCGAGUUCAAGAGAAGGGAGAUGGAGCAACAAGUCGAGAUACUUAGGCUCGAAAAGGAGCUCGGUGCAGCUCGCCAUCGUCUCGGAGCAAUGCGCAGAGCAGGAUACCACACCGACGAAACAGACUAAUUGCUUAGUUACGACCGAUUUGUGUAUUCUAGCAUUGGGCUAUGCCGCAGUCUAUUUCCGGGG
This is a messenger RNA of Punctularia strigosozonata HHB-11173 SS5, 3285 nucleotides long. Its product is annotated as ANTH-domain-containing protein. The record is from RefSeq and is a predicted model, not a curated record. Gene Ontology annotation, molecular function: actin filament binding; phosphatidylinositol-3,5-bisphosphate binding; phosphatidylinositol-3,4-bisphosphate binding. Bases 1 to 3222 code for a protein of 1073 amino acids. Gene Ontology annotation, biological process: clathrin coat assembly; actin filament organization; endocytosis. Lineage: Eukaryota; Fungi; Basidiomycota; Agaricomycetes; Corticiales; Punctulariaceae. Gene Ontology annotation, cellular component: actin cortical patch; clathrin-coated vesicle. The transcript is spliced from 12 exons.